Molecule: messenger RNA, 4602 nt
Organism: Orussus abietinus
Lineage: Eukaryota; Metazoa; Arthropoda; Insecta; Hymenoptera; Orussidae
Gene: Dhc36C
Product: dynein heavy chain 7, axonemal-like
Exons: 17
Coding region: 1-4602 (1533 amino acids)
Biological process (GO): microtubule-based movement
Cellular component (GO): dynein complex
Molecular function (GO): minus-end-directed microtubule motor activity; dynein light intermediate chain binding; dynein intermediate chain binding
Source: RefSeq, a predicted model, not a curated record
AUGGGUAUCCGAGAUCCUAUAUCGCGGAAACGGUUCAUCAGGUUUCUGGGAGAAAUCGAGCUUCCGGGUCGCGAGAGGGACGCCUGCAUCGAGAUGUGCCAGUACUUCCACACAUCGAGCCAGGACCUUUCGGAGGAGUUCCUGGUGAGAGCCAGGAGGCACAAUUACGUCACUCCGACCUCGUAUCUGGAGCUGAUAAAUACCUUCAAGGAGCUCUUAUCGCGCAAGCGAGGGGAGGUCCUGGAAGGGAAGAGAAGGUACGAGGCCGGCCUGGGGAAGCUGGAUGGAACCCACAGGCAAGUAGGGAAAAUGCAGGACACCUUGGUAGCUCUGCAGCCCAAGUUGAUAGAAGCUGCCAAGGAUGUCGAAGCGAUGCUCCUCAGCGUCCAGUCGGAGAGCCAGGAGGUGGAGGCCAUCGCGAAAAUCGUACAGAAAGACGAAGAGGCUGCGAAGGCCGUGGCUGACGAAGCCGAGUCUAUAAGGACGGAAUGCGACGCCGAUUUGCAACAAGUGAUGCCAAUUCUGAACGCUGCCAAUGCCGCCUUGAACACCUUGACCCCUCAGGACAUCCAAAUAGUGAAGACCAUGAAGAAUCCUCCAGCAGGAGUGAAGCUCGUCAUGGAGGCCAUAUGCAUAUUGAAGGACGCAAAGCCGGACCGGGUUCCUGGCGAAGGGGGUAGGAUGGUCGAGGACUACUGGAAGCCCUCCUUAAGACUCCUGGGUGACAUGAAAUUCCUAGAAUCCCUCCUAACCUUCGAUAAAGACAACAUCCCUGAGAGGAUCAUCACCAAGAUCCGCACGUCGAUCCUAACGAACCCGAACUUCGACCCGGACAAGAUCAGGAAUGCCUCGACGGCUUGCGAGGGUCUCUGCAAAUGGGUGUUCGCCCUUUCGGAGUACGACGUGGUGGCCCGAGAGGUGGCCCCGAAGAAGAGGGCCCUGGCCAAGGCCGAGUCCACCUAUGCCGAGGCCAUGGCCCAGCUGGAAGUGAAAAGGGCCCAGCUAAAGGAGGUCCAAGAUAGACUCACUAAGCUGGAGGAGCUGCUGGAACAGAGAAGGGCGGAUUACCAAGCCAUGACCGACGAGGUAGACGCCUGCGAGAAAAAACUGAGGAGGGCCGAGGAGCUGAUAGGCGGUCUGGGUGGAGAGUACAAUAGGUGGUCGGAAACUGCGAAGAACCUCGGGAAGCUGUAUCUCCAGUUGACCGGAGAUGUCCUGAUCGGGUCCGGGAUCGUCGCCUACCUCGGCGUCUUCACCAUGCAGUUUCGCCAGCAGCAGCUGAGGAACUGGAUAAAGAUAUGUAAAAGGCUGCAGGUGCAUUGCACGGAGGACUUCCAACUGGUCCAGGUACUCGGGGACCAGGUGCUCAUCAGGUCCUGGAACAUAUUCGGGCUUCCCAGCGACCCCUUCUCCGUGGACAACGGCAUCAUCGUGACCAACUCCAGGCGGUGGCCGCUGAUGAUCGACCCCCAGGGACAGGCCAACAAAUGGGUGAAGAACAUGGAGAAGGAGGCCAAUUUACACGUUAUCAGGCUCGUUCAGGCGGAUUACAUGAGGAUCCUCGAGAACGCCAUCCAAUUUGGACAACCGGUCCUGCUGGAGAACGUCGGGGAGGAGCUCGACGCCGCUCUGGAGCCUCUCUUGCUGAUGCAAACCUUCAGGGCCCAGGGCGCAUUGUGCAUCAAACUCGGCGACUCCGUCGUCGAGUACAGCGAUAAGUUUCGUUUCUACAUUACGACGAAAUUGCGCAAUCCUCAUUACCUCCCCGAGGUGGCGGUAAAGGUUGUUUUGCUGAACUUCAUGAUCACUCCAGUCGGCCUCGAAGAUCAACUCCUAGGCAUUGUGGUGGCAAAAGAGAAGCCGGAUCUGGAGCACGAGAAGAAUCAGCUGAUCAUCCAGGGAGCUACGAACAAAAAGAUGCUGAAAGAGAUAGAAGAUAGGAUUCUACAGGUCCUUUCGGCGUCUGACGAAAACAUCCUGGAGGACGAAUCGGCUAUCGGGGUGCUCAGCUCCUCGAAGACGUUGUCCAAUGAAAUCCAAGCCAAGCAGGCUGCUGCCGAGGUCACGGAGAAGUCGAUCGAUGAAGCCAGGCAGCAGUACUUACCUAUCGCCGUUUAUUCGACUGUUCUCUUCUUCAGCAUCGCUGUUCUAGCGAAUAUCGACCCUAUGUACCAGUACUCUCUGGUUUGGUUCGUGAAUCUCUUCAAGAGCACCAUUGAGAACACCGCUCCCGUCGAAGACGUCCAACAGCGCAUCAAGGACCUCAUCAAGUUCUUCACGUACUCGCUCUAUGUCAACAUCUGCAGGUCUCUCUUCGAGAAGGACAAGCUCCUGUUCUCCCUGAUCCUGACGGUGAAUUUAUUGGACAAGCAGGGAAAGGUGUCCAUGACCCAGUGGAUGUUUCUGCUGACCGGAGGAGUUGGCCUGGACAAUCCGUACCCCAACCCUACCAAAUGGCUGCCAGUUAAAUCCUGGGACGAGCUUUGCCGCCUCGAAGACGUUCCUGGCUUCGAGGGACUUAAAGACUCGUUCGUCAAGGAUACUGAUCACUGGAGGAUGAUUUUCGAUCAUAAAGAACCUUACAACGUUGAUUUUCCUGGUCGCUUUAAUCAACUAAGCAGGUUCGAGAAGAUGCUUAUGUUGAGGUGCAUCAGGCCCGACAAGGUCGUCCCUGCCGUUCAAAACUUUGUUGAAGAUGAAUUGGGAAGACAGUUUGUUGAAUCCCCGCCAUUUGAUUUGGCCUCUUCGUAUGCCGAUUCUCAUUGUUGCAUACCUUUGAUAUUCGUCCUGACUCCUGGAGCCGACCCCACGGCGAUUCUCCUUAAAUUUGCCGACGACCAAGGAUACGGGACUAACAGAUUAUUCUCCUUGUCUCUAGGGCAAGGUCAGGGUCCGAUAGCUGUCAAAUUGAUCGACGAAGGUGUAAAAAACGGCACCUGGGUUGUCCUGCAAAAUUGCCACCUCGCAAAAAGUUGGAUGCCCGUCCUGGAGAAGAUUUGCGAGAAUUUUACCCCGGAUACGGUUCACCCUGAUUUCCGGCUCUGGCUGACCAGCUACCCUGCGGAUCAUUUUCCUGUCAGUGUCCUGCAGAACGGAGUAAAGAUGACAAACGAGCCACCCAAAGGACUUCGGUCGAACAUCACGAGGUCCUUUCUUCAGGAUCCCAUUUGCGACGAGGAGUUCUUUGAGUCCUCUAAACAGAAAGACUCCUUCAAGAAGCUGUUAUUUGCUCUCGCUUUCUUUCACGCGAUCGUCCAGGAACGGAGGAAAUUCGGAGCCAUCGGGUGGAACAAUGCCUACGAGUUUAACGAAACUGACUUACGCAUCAGUGUCCUGCAACUGAAGAUGUUCCUUGAUCAGUACGACGAUGUGCAGUUCGUUGCAUUGAAGUAUCUUACAGGGGAGUGUAAUUACGGAGGACGAGUCACCGAUGAAUGGGACAGGAGGACCCUGAUCACUAUUCUGGGGAAAUUUUAUUGCGAAGACGUCGUUUCCGAUCCUGAUUAUUUAUUCGACGAUAGUGGUAUAUACUAUGUACCCCAAGUGUCCAAACAUGAAGAGUUUCUUGAAUAUGUCAAGUCGUUGCCAAUGGCCACCCAGCCGAGCGUUUUCGGGAUGAACGAAAAUGCGGAUAUAAUAAAGGACCAACAAGAGACGGAAUUGAUGUUCGCAUCGAUUCUUUUAACCCAGGAUCGACUGGAUUUGUGGACACUGAAGGUAAAAUGGGACACUGCCGCUGCGGAUAGGGAAGGAAAAUCUCCUGACGAUAUUGUUUAUGAAGUUGCUGAAGACAUCCUAUCGAAGCUGCCACGAGACUACGAUCUCGUUCUAGCUAUUGAAAAAUAUCCAACUUCGUAUAAACAAAGUAUGAACACCGUCUUGGUUCAAGAGAUGGGGAGGUUCAACAAGCUUUUGCAGACAGUAAGAAGCAGUCUCUUGAAUGUUCAGAACGCGAUAAAAGGAUUCAUCGUUAUGAACUGGGAGUUGGAAGAAGUAUAUGCGUCGAUUAUCACUGGAAGAAUUCCAAAUCUUUGGAAAAAGAGUUCAUAUCCAUCGUUAAAGCCUCUUGGCAGCUAUGUGCAUGAUUUUUUACGAAGGCUACAGUUUCUUCAGGAUUGGCUAGAGCGCGGGCCACCUCCAGUUUUUUGGAUAUCUGGCUUUUACUUUACCCAGGCCUUUUUGACCGGGGCUCGUCAAAACUACGCCAGGAAAUACUCCAUCCCGAUCGAUCUCUUGAUUUACGAUUUCGUACCUCUAAAAGAGACCGCCUUCGUGAAACCCCCAGAGGAUGGAAUCUACGUUUACGGGCUUUUCCUCGACGGGGCUCGCUUCGACAUGGAGACCAUGGCCUUGAACGAGUCGUUCCCUAAAGUCCUGCAGGAAACCAUGCCCUAUCUUUGGUUCGUGCCCAUGACGAAGGAGGAGGUGAAGGAACGACCGACAUACACUUGUCCGGUUUAUAAAACCAGCGAGAGAAGAGGGGUCCUCUCGACGACCGGGCAUUCUACGAAUUUUGUUAUUGCCGUUUGGCUUCCGACCAGGAAGCCACCGGAGCACUGGAUUAUGCGCGGCGUGGCGCUGCUUUGUCAGCUGUCACAGUGA